UCGCACGAUUUUAUUGGCAUGUACAGACGAAAAUUAACACUUUUGAAGCGCAGGCUCGUACAUUAUACAACUGUGCCUCUCUAGUUUGUAGCUCGCGAUCCGACGAAAAAAAACGUGCAAAUUUCAAAUCUGCGUGGACGAUGGUAUCGUUUGAAUAGACGCGCGCACAGCAAUUCCAUAACGAUCGGGAUUUCGUCCGUGCAGGAAAAGCUUCGUGUUUCGCUGUCGUUUCUAACCUACAAAUUGGGAUGGCCGACUCGGAGCAAGAUUUUGGUGAUCGUAGCGAUAAUGAGAACGUGAAGCCAGACAAACUGUUUAUCCUGAAGAAAUGGAACGCCGUGGCCAUGUGGAGCUGGGACGUGGAGUGCGACACCUGCGCGAUUUGCCGCGUUCAAGUGAUGGACGCAUGUCUGCGGUGCCAGGCGGAGAGCAAGAAGGACUUCUACGGUCGGCAACAGGACUGCGUGGUCGUUUGGGGAGAGUGCAAUCAUUCUUUCCACUACUGCUGUAUGUCUCUCUGGGUGAAGCAGAGCAAUCGUUGCCCCCUGUGCCAGCAGGAGUGGUCCAUCCAACGGAUGGGAAAAUAAUCACGGGGACGAAACUGACCAGCUUUCCUUUUUUCCUGUAUCCACGUUUCUUCUCGUACACCCUUCUCUCCUCCUCGCCCUCUCCGACCCCCGUCCCUUGUAUAAGCCAACCUUUUCUCCCGUUUCCCUAAGCAGAAUUCCAAGUAUUGCCGGACCCGACGCGUCAGAAUCCUCGUCGCGUUAGGCGGUUUCGAAGCAAGGUUUCGUUCAACCUCGAUUUCGAACGAAACGCUAACUCGCGCUGCCUCGCGCGAUCAUUACCGGCAAAAGAAAGUCCGUUUCCUCGGAACGUACUCCAUUCCCGAUCUCCAUCCAUCAAGAUCUCCCCUCUAUCUCCAGCAACGAAAGAUCAUAGUAGACGCGAUUACGUUCCUAGCUCCUACGAAACAGGAUCCACCGUGGCUUGUUUUUCCAAGACGUCUGAAAUACCCUACGGAACCACGGCGAAAGAAUUUCUGUUCGAGCGAUACGUCGCGGCAAAAUGCACGAUUCUUAGCCAGUAAUCCCAAAGCGCAAAGUGCAUUCCGUCCCGACGCGUCGAUCGACGGAUUACAAGAUCACGCGAUCUCUUCGGGGCUACAAAGAUUAUUCAAUCCCCGGUUUGGCGCGCCGACGGUCGCGCGUGCGCGUCCAUUUAAAUUUGCAUUCGUAAUGAAACCUGGCGACGCCGCUAUAAAUUUCAUCGAAAAGCUUAGGUGAUAAAUGAUCGUGGAGCGGUUUAGGCUCCGCACGGUUCGACUCUGGCGAGCCUCGUCGAGGCACGCGACGGGGCACGUAAUCGCGGUCCGAAUGCUCGAAGGUCGCUCCUUUCUUCUCCUCUCUGUUCCCUGUUCGCCCGUCGACCGUGUUUCGUCUCUGUUCCGCCAGCGUUGUUACCGACAUGCUGUCUCGUUCGCCUCGUUUCCUCCUUUUCCCACCAUCGUAUCCCCCGGCUUGCUUGCCGUCCGGCUGGCGUUACGUCGUCAUCGGAGGCUCGACCGGAGGCUCGACCAAUCCGGUUGUAGAAGGGUACAACAUUGCCUCUGUGUAUUUAUGACCUCGCCGGUUACCGCCACACCUCUUCUUUCCUCUCUACCCUCUUUCUCUGCGCUCUAUCCACUUACCCUCCACCUUUCCGUGCCCACAUCUAAUGUCCCCCUCUUCGCUCCCCCCCUCCCGAUGCCCCGCAUUCCUACCCGAGCUACCCUGUCUUCGGAUUCUCCACCGGUACUCCUCCUCCUUCCUUCUUCCUUCUCUCCGAAUUUCGUCUACCCGUCUCUCGUCCUGUUAACCAACCAAGCGAAACGCGUCAACUAUCUUCCAACGAUCUGUUUAUCAUAUUAUUUAUUUCAGUAAUUGACUAUCGCGAUCGAUCGUGAAUCGAUGACAAUUAGGGCGUGGAGUUACCUGGAACCUUGUUCGACUCGAUAGAGUCUACAUUUAAAAAAAAAAAAAAGUGAAAACUGCGUGUUCCUUUUAUUCGCGAACCUUUUAGCGUUUUUUUCAUUUUUUCGACACUCACGCUCUUCUUGCAGAUAACGAUUCGAUUACGUUUCGCCCACCUGCGUUCUAUGAGGAAUAAAUCACGUCGCCGUUAUCGGACCGUCGUUUUAUCAGAAUGGGUGUGUUCGGGUAUCGAAAAAGUUGUCGGUUGACGGAUCAAAAUCCAUUCGUAGAAUGUCAGAGACAGAUGUAUUAACGAGAUAUUAUCGGGGAUUUUCUGAACGUCAACGUGUUAUCGAUGCCAUCGGUGUAUGAUGGACUUUGGAUCAAAUUCGCAAACGGUCGAUCGAUCGAUUACAAUAAAAAAAAUCCACGAGACGAUGCCGACGAUAUGCUGCAUCGGCAUAAUUGCAGCAACGAUCGGUAUUUUCGCGUGUAAGCUCAUCGACGUAGAGAUUGCUUAACCCGUCCGAUGACGAUGCCUGUUCAUCGUUCAGUCGAUAUCAUUAUACAUAUAUCUCCCGAUCAUGAUUAAGUUCAAAGUAACUGAAAAAUAAAUUGUGAAGCAUCGGGCCACGGUGCGAUGAAAUAGAUAUAGCUCCUAGUAUGUACUUAUCUCGUACAAUAGCGAACAAUUAAGAAAAUUAAUCAACCUCGUCUUGGAUAACCGUUGAAUGUUCCAACGGCUAAGUCACGGUUGACUUCGAUUUCGAAACUCCGCCCGAGUUUCCGAGUUCACUGGCUACAGAACGUUCAAAGCCGCAUUGAAAAUCGUCGACGUCUUCGUAUCUAUGUAUUUUUAAGUGUCCGUGCGUUUUACAGUCGUAUACACAUGAAUAAACAACCGGCAGUCGUUCCGGUAAAAGCCUA
Messenger RNA from Megalopta genalis, 2879 nucleotides. NCBI's taxonomy places the organism in Eukaryota, Metazoa, Arthropoda, Insecta, Hymenoptera, Halictidae. The record is from RefSeq and is a predicted model, not a curated record.